AUGAAUUCACUCAAGAGCUUCUGGACUCAAUACUUCCCGCCUUCGCCAGCGUUUACCGAAUCACAAGUUGGCCCCCAACUACUCCGCGUCUUCAUCGUCACCGGAGGAAACUCAGGGCUAGGCCUGGAACUAGUCAAACAGCUUUACCCAACGGGUGCAACAAUCUAUCUAGCCUGUCGCUCCAAGGAACGCGCCGAGACAGCGAUGCAGGAAGUCAUUGAUUCCUUCAAGGAAUCUGACAUCAGCACACCGUCCAAACUAAAAUUUCUGUAUCUGGACUUGAAUGAUUUAUCGUCCAUUGCCGAAUCAGCCGCUACUUUUUGCGAAAAUGAGUCGAGGCUGGAUAUCCUGUGGAAUAAUGCAGGGAUUGGCGGGAGUCCCGUUGGGACUACAACCCGGCAAGGCAUUGAGGGACAUAUCGGGGUAAACUGUGUUGGCCCCCUGAUGUUCACCCAGGCCCUUCUGCCAAUGCUCCGCAAUGCAGCUCACGACAGCUCCACCGGGCGUGUGCGUAUCGUUUGGACUGCCAGUUUGAGUAUCGAGUCGCACGCUCCUGUUGGGGGAAUUGAGGCGGAUCGAGUGGAUUGCGGGAUCACGCAAGAUCCUCCCAGCGACUACGCUCAAUCAAAGGUGGGGAACUGGUGGUUGGCGGUUGAAGGUGCGAGACAGUAUGCGGAGUACGGAAUUGUGAGUGUUGCGCAAAACCCGGGACAGCUCGAUACAGAUGUGUGGAAGCAUCAGCCGUGGUGGAUCAUGAUGCUGGUGAGGCCCACUUUGCAUGAAAAGAGAUUCGGUGCCUAUACAAUGUUGUAUGCAGGGUUCUCCAAGGAUCUGUUGGUUGGAGAUACACGAUACGUAAUUCCAUGGGGCCGAGUGAGAGAUUGGAAGGAGUGUCCGCGGAGGGACAUUGUAGCGGCUAUGGAGGAUAAUGGUCCUAAAUGGUUCUGGGAUUGGUGCGAAGAUCAUUAUAGACACUUCAUCUAG
Molecule: messenger RNA, 984 nt
Organism: Penicillium samsonianum
Lineage: Eukaryota; Fungi; Ascomycota; Eurotiomycetes; Eurotiales; Aspergillaceae
Exons: 1
Coding region: 1-984 (327 amino acids)
Source: RefSeq, a predicted model, not a curated record